This is a messenger RNA of Alligator sinensis (Chinese alligator), 4977 nucleotides long. Its product is annotated as DLA class II histocompatibility antigen, DR-1 beta chain. Gene Ontology annotation, biological process: antigen processing and presentation of exogenous peptide antigen via MHC class II; positive regulation of T cell activation; immunoglobulin production involved in immunoglobulin-mediated immune response. The coding region runs from base 1498 to 2127 and encodes 209 amino acids. The transcript has 5 exons. NCBI's taxonomy places the organism in Eukaryota, Metazoa, Chordata, Crocodylia, Alligatoridae. Gene Ontology annotation, molecular function: MHC class II protein complex binding. Gene Ontology annotation, cellular component: MHC class II protein complex. The record is from RefSeq and is a predicted model, not a curated record.
GCUCCCGCCCAUCCGCCCCCCCGCCGCCGCCGCCGCCCCGCGACAGCGGGAGGUGCAAACCGGCCGCCCCCCCGACCCCCGGGGCGCCGCCAUUUUCCCGCGAGGAGAGUACUUCCCGGUGUCGCUAGCCACAUGACCUCACUGCCCACGUGACACCACUCGACCAAUCAGGAUGCCGCACUCUAGCUUCCCCCGCCCAUCGUUUAAGAGGCGCGGGCAGGGCAUGACCUGGACCCAACCACCUUCCCGCGCGGGGGCGGAGGGGGAGGGCGUUUCGCUCCGUUGUAGGAGGGGGCGCGCGCCACUGCGGGGGUCUGACCAAUACCAUUCCCGCAGGGCGGGGGGUACGUGCUCUGCGUCUGCUCCGCUUCCGCAGAAGAUGGCGGCCUCCACGAGACAAGCCAUUAAUAGCACCGUCCGCGCGCCGCUCCGCCGCGGGCUGCUAAAAUGGCAUCGGAUUGGCAGCGACUCAGCGCGCAUGUGCGCACCCGCACCUCCGGGCAGCUCCGUUGGCUGCCCAAAUGUGCUGCGCAUGCGCUUUUCCUAGUCCGUACAACAACAUGGCGGCGCCCAGGACAUUUGCAGUUUCGGUCAGGAGGGUGGAGACGGCGGCUGCGGAAGGCCAGAAAACCCCAGUGCGGCCAAGAGGUGGCUCUAUGGCCCUCCUGGGGCUUUGUCAAGCUGCACGGUCUGCAGCGGAAGGAAGCGGCCCAGAGGCUUUCGCCCAGGGUCGGGAUUUACGGUUAUACGAUGCAUCUGAAUGGUGCUGGGGGGGCUUUGCUGUCAGGGAACAGAUCCACCGCAGCUGCAGCUCCGAGGUGGGCAGUCCGUGCCGCCUCUUUCAGCAUGGAGCUGUCCACUGCCCCACGUGUCCCCGCAGCCGCCACGUGAACCCCAAGGGAGCGGGGCCGGGCCCUCGUGCCUCGGGGCCACUGCAAAGGAGCGGGUAUUUCCAGCACAGCCGGUGUGCCAAGAUGUCCAUCAACCCCCCGCGGUGAUGGUGGCAGCGGCCUGCUAGCCCUGGUGCAGGAAGACGGCGAGCGCUGGCUGGACGCCCCUUCUCGUUCCCUGUGACUCCGGGUGGAAAAGAGGCUCAGGAGCCAAGCCGGGUCCUGGUGGCAAAGCCGAGGCACAUACUGCCAGGUCCCUCGUCCAGCCCAUUGCACAACUUCCUCAGCCCCCAUCCACCGGCAAGCGUGAGCUUGGAGCAGGCCUUGGCCCGCAGACACCACAGGGAAAGGUGCCCGGCCCAAUGCAGAUCCCCAGUCGCUUGCCUUACCACGGCCAUGCAGUUGAGUCCCAACUCAUAAGAACACGAUCACCGUGCCCUGGGUGAGACCAGGUCGUCCUGCCCAGUCUCAGGGUGGAGAGUGAGUGCUGAGAAGGGGUGGUUGGUUUUCCCCCUGUUCCUCUCCCACCUGCAGCCUCCAGCUUUUUAGGUCUAGAAAGCUCCGACCCAGCAGCUGUGCCCCUCGCUCUUGUGCUCCAUAGUGACUGAUGCCCCUCUCCUCCAAGGAUGUGUCCAAACCCUUUGUGACCCUGGCUGAACUCGCAGCUUUCACCACAUCCGGUGACAAGGAGUUCUGUCCUUCAAUUGCAUGCGGCGUGAAAAACAACUUCCUGUUAUUCUUGCUGAUGCCUCCCUCUUCAGGCUGCUGGACCCUCUUGUUGGGAAAACCCAAGGUGAAAGCCUCCCCAACAAAAUCAGGAGCCCAAGCCCACCUAGACACACUGAUUUGUUCCGUGAUGGGGUUUUACCCUGGCGGGAUCGAGGUGAAAUGGUUGAAGAACGGGCAGGAGCAGAUGGCCGGAGCGGUGUCCACGGAGCUGAUGCAGAACGGAGACUGGACCUUCCAGAUCCUGGUGAUGCUGGAAAUGACCCCCCGGAGCGGGGACGUCUACACCUGCCAGGUGGAGCACAGCAGCCUGCCGGGCCCCGUCACCGUGCUCUGGGAGGCACAGUCAGACUCAGCCAGGAGCAAGAUGCUGACGGGGGUCGGGGGCUUUGUGCUGGGGCUGAUCUUCCUGGCACUGGAACUCCUUGUCUACCUGAGGAACAAGAAAGUUAUAACUAAACUAAAGAACCCAAUCUGUUACUUAGGCGGGAGUGGAUUUUUGGGAAGGUGAGAGUGAGGAACACACCAUUUUGGCGGGACACCUCAGCCAGCCGAGCUGCCUGAAAGAUUGUGGGUACGUGUCUACCAUACAACUGGUCCAAUAAAAGGUAUAUCCUACAAACCCUUGCCUCUCUUAACUUGUGUUAAAUUCUCCAGGCACAUUCCCUUCCCUGUAGUGUUGCAUUCACACUACGUUAUAUCACAACUCAUUGUGUAACACAGUGUCAUGCCAUGGCCAAAGGUGGAAGGAGGCAAAGUGAGGCUUCAUUAGCUUAUGACAGUCAUGCAUCAAGGCAAUUAUUUUCCUGAGAAAGUUUGAGUGCAAGAUGUGGCACUUCAAGGAGCUGCAGUUUACAAACAUUGCCUGUUCCAUGUAUUCUCAUUUUCCAACCUGUACUUCUAUUAGGUGUUUUUUCCUUCAGGGUUAGCUUUCCUAUUACCAUUUCCCACUCCUACACCAUUCAUGUGUUUAUCUGCUGUCCCUACCACAAUGACAUCAGCUGUAACACAGCUGGAAGCUAUAGCCCCUGCUGUUAACAGGGACAGCACACUUCAGUCAAGGGACCUGGCCAAUCCAGAACACAGACCUCUAUUUUCCAUUCCUUUUUUAGUUAGUGAACAGCUGGGAUUUGGGUCUAUCCUUAGCACAGUACAGUUACCCUUUUCCCCAGUCUAAGUAGUUUCAUACCUAGCACUAACUUCAGUCAUUCCACUGGGGUAUUCUGCUAUAAGUUCUUUAGGGUCCUAGCAAACUGCUUUGCAGGGGCAGAAGAAUCAGCUACGGGGGCAGAACUGGACAAGAUGCCACACGGAGUUUGCUCCAUCCAUAAAUCUGGGUCUCAGCUGCAUGUUUAUGUACCAUGAGCAUACUUACAAAGCCAGGGCUGCAAUACCAUCCUUUCCAUCGAUCUUGUGUUCUCUCUCCUGUUCCUGUAAAAAGCCUCUCGGUGGGUUAUCUAUGCGAUUAGCUACAGCAGGGCUUUCCAACUGAUGGGCUAUGAUCUCAUGCUUUCUUGUGGGAAGAUGGAAUGGGGACUCAUGCUGGGAUCCCAGGAUCCAUGACAUGGGUCCCCAUGACAUGUAGUGACCAUGACAUGCAGGCUAGGGCCUGGAACCAGUAUGGCACACAACCCCCAGCCCCUUGAAGUUGGACCCUAGAGACAAAAGCCCAGAGGGAAAUAACGGACCAGGGGACCUAAAUGAAAAAUAGGGAAGGAAGCAGUGGCAGAAGCCUUAACAAUGGUCUCAGGAAGAGGACAGGUUAGUCCGUUAGGCCCCAGAAAUAUCUAUACAGGAAACCUGCACAGAUUUGCGAUUCACGGUUUUGAAAAUUCGCGGUGUGCUGCGCCAACCCACGCUCUCUCCCCACACAGCGUGAUGACACUUUCUUACUGCACUCUGCAAGUAAGGGGUGGUUCUUGAAAUUAAAAAGAGGCACAGUCUACGUAAUAUAAAAGUUGAUUGGGGGGUGGGGAGGAGGAACAAUAAAUUAAUAAAUAAAUACAAUCGGCGUCAGCAGACCAUGAAGGAGCGCAGGAUUAUCCCCUACACCUUCUUAAAGUCAUUGAGGAAAAGGGUUACAUGCCUAAACAAGUUUUCAAUGCAGAUGAUGCAGCACAGUAUUCGCAGGGAUCUCUAGAAAGUAUCCCCCGCAAAAGGCGAGGGUCUCCUGUAUACGGAAAGUGAGAAGUGGGCAGACAAAACAGGAAGAAUUGCAGGGGGGGUGGAUCAGGACAAGCACAGGUUUAGGAUGUUUGGGGGAUGACAGAGAGACAGUGGGAUAGGUUACAUGGCAUAAAAUUCAUAGACAGGUGUAGCUUGUUCAGGAAGGAUGGACAGAGUAAAGGAGAGGUCUUGCCCUCUAUACAAAGGCAAUGUCCACAGGUUUAGGGGUGCAGCACGAAGUAUGAGGGAGGCCUCUUGACAGCCUCUGGGCAAAAGGUCAGGGACAAGAGACUGGAAGGGGGUGGAUUUCACGGUGGCCACCUGCUACAGGCCUUUAUAUUAGGAGGAGGUGGCAGAUGUGGUCUCCUUUAAACAUGUGACAGAAACCUCCAAACCACACAACUCUGUUCUUCUCGGGGGGGACUCUACAUCGGGACAUCUGUUGGGAAGGAAACACAGCAGUGCACAGGCAGUCUAGCCAAAUCCUAGAGCAUGCCAGGGAUAACUUUUCAAUACAGAUGAUGGGGAAAAUCUUUUCCCCUCUUUGACUUAUUUACUGCUCAAAUCCAGGCAGAAAUUGGUUGGGAAGGCAAAAGGUGGAAGGUAAGUGGGUGACAGCAACCCCAAGAUGACAAGAGUUCAGGAUCCUAUAGGAAGGAUGGUAGAAAGAAAGGAAAGCAACAAAACAAGGACCAGAAAAGCAAACAACGCCCCCCCCAAACCCCCCGCCCCCCAAAAAACAACCAAAAAAAACCUAUAACAAACUCAGGAACCUGGUGGGGAAGAUCCCCUAGGAGGCAAGCCUGAGGGUAAACAGUGCAGGAGAACUGGCUGCACUUUAAGGAGGCCCUUUCAAGGGUGCAAGUGCAGUCUUGCCAGGAUAGUUUGCUGUCUCAUCAAGGAGUUGAAACUCAGAAAGGAGUCCCAUAGCAGUAGAAGUCUGGUCAGAAGAGAAAUGCAGGGAGAGCAUUAGAAAGGCCAAGGCAUGACUUGAGAUGCAGCUGGGAAGGGACAUAGAGAGGCAAUAAAGAGGAUUUUAGAGGAAGAGGAUGACCAAAGAAACCAUCAGUCCCUGAUGGAACAGGGAAGGCAACCUAGUUACAGAUGAUGUGGAGAAGCCUGAAGAAAGUAUUUAAUACCCUUCCUACUUUAGCCUUCAUGAAUAAGGGCAGCUACCAGGAGAUGAGUGCAGUUG